Molecule: messenger RNA, 3798 nt
Organism: Penicillium cinerascens
Lineage: Eukaryota; Fungi; Ascomycota; Eurotiomycetes; Eurotiales; Aspergillaceae
Gene: pmcB
Product: putative calcium-translocating P-type ATPase(PMCA-type)
Exons: 6
Coding region: 1-3798 (1265 amino acids)
Biological process (GO): calcium ion transmembrane transport; intracellular calcium ion homeostasis
Cellular component (GO): membrane; intracellular membrane-bounded organelle
Molecular function (GO): ATP binding; ATP hydrolysis activity; P-type calcium transporter activity
Source: RefSeq, a predicted model, not a curated record
AUGGCCUCAUCUAAUGAUCUCCCGCAGGGCUCUUUCCUGAGUCCCCUCAUUGUGACGAAUCCUAAUGGAAGAGAUCGAUCUCUAUCCGUUUCAUCUGCAGCAGCAUCUUCAUCAUGGUCCGGUCCAACAGAUCAUGACCAUAGUCCAACAUCUCCCACAUCAUCUCUAUCACCAGAUAUGGCAUGGAAUCAAGAUUCAGCACGGCUGAUGGUCCAUCCAGCCUCGCAUCGACCUUCAUCGUCCAUCGAUGGCGAUACUUUACGUCCGCGUUCGGACUCGUUCGCAUCUACUGCGAACUUGACGGUCCGCUCGAGGGCAAACUCGGAAGUUGAUCCCGCCGUUGUUGCUAAAGCAUACGAUGAUGUCCCGCUGGCGGAGGCAUUAACGCCUGAUCCUCGCAACGAGGCCGAUUUUCAGGUUGACGAUAAUCGCUUCGCGUUCUCGCCGGGCCAGUUGAAUAAGAUGCAGAACCCCAAGUCUCUUGCUGCUUUACAUGCUCUUGGUGGGCUGCAGGGACUCGAACGGGGUCUUCGCACUGAUCUUAAUGCGGGUUUAUCUGUCGAUGAGGGUCGAUUAGAAGGCACUGUCGCUUUUCAGGAAGUGGCUCCGCCUGUAUACAGCCAGCGACCCUCUAUUAGCAAGCCUUCGCUGGGCUCUAGCCCUGCAACAGCAGUACCUGCAUUGACUGGUGAUGGGUCUUCUUUCGAGGACCGCAUUCGCGUGUUCAGUGAGAAUAGGCUACCGGCUCGAAAGUCGACUGGCUUCUUCAAGCUGUUUUGGAUUGCUUAUAACGACAAGAUUAUUAUACUUUUGACGAUUGCCGCCAUCGUGUCAUUGUCGCUUGGUAUAUAUGAAACGGUGUCUGCGGGCACUGGUGUGGAAUGGGUUGAAGGAGUGGCCAUCUGUGUGGCUAUUUUGAUCGUCACCAUCGUCACUGCUGUCAAUGAUUGGCAGAAAGAAAGACAAUUUACGAAACUGAACAAGCGAAAUAACGACCGCGAGGUCAAAGUCGUUCGCUCGGGCAAGUCGAUGAUGAUAUCUGUCUACGAUAUCCUAGUCGGCGACGUCCUCCACCUCGAGCCCGGUGACUCGAUUCCCGCAGAUGGGGUUCUGAUCUCAGGCUAUGGUAUCAAAUGCGAUGAAUCAUCUGCUACCGGCGAGUCCGAUCAAAUGAAAAAGACCGGUGGCCAGGAAGUCUGGCUACAGAUCGUCGAGGGCCGGGCAACUAAGAAGCUCGAUCCGUUCAUGAUUUCCGGUAGUAAGGUUCUUGAAGGCGUCGGUACCUACCUGGUAACCAGUGUUGGGCCUUAUUCGACAUAUGGUCGGAUUAUGUUGUCUCUGCAAACGACUAACGAUCCCACUCCGCUUCAAGUGAAGCUGGGGCGGUUGGCUAACUGGAUUGGAUAUUUGGGUUCAGCUGCCGCCAUCAUUCUAUUCUUUAUCCUCUUGUUCCGAUUUAUUGCCGACCUUCCGAAUCAUCCUAAUGUAAGCCCUGCUGAGAAGGGCAAGGAGUUUGUGGAUAUUUUGAUUGUUGCCGUAACUGUUAUCGUCGUUGCUAUUCCCGAGGGUCUUCCAUUGGCCGUUACACUUGCUCUGGCGUUUGCUACAACUCGCAUGGUCAAAGAAAACAACCUUGUCCGUGUACUUCGAGCUUGCGAAACAAUGGGGAAUGCCACGGUUAUUUGCUCGGAUAAGACAGGAACCCUAACACAAAAUAAAAUGACAGUCGUUGCUGGUACCUGGGGCUCAGAUCAAAGCUUCAGCCAGCCGUCUGAGAGUGAGACCGGCACCGAUGCUAUGACCACCUCAGAAGUCUUCCAGCAAUGCUCUGCCCCAGUUCGAGACCUAAUUGUCAAAAGUGUUUCUUUGAACUCGACUGCUUUUGAAGAAGAUAAAGAUGGACACAAAGACUUUGUCGGAAGCAAGACCGAGGUCGCGCUCCUCCAGCUGGCCCAGGAUUACUUGGGUAUGGAUCUCGCCUCGGAGCGGGGAUCUACCAAGAUUGUCCAGCUUUUUCCAUUCGAUUCUGCACGUAAGUGCAUGGGUGUCGUAUAUCGGCACCCCGGUGUUGGAUACCGCCUCCUAGUUAAGGGCGCGGCCGAGUUGAUGGUCGGCGCUUGCUCUACCCAGAUCACAGAGAUCGACAUUUCGAAGGAGACCAUCCACACGGAAGGACUCUCCGAUCAGGAUAGACAGAAGAUUCUUGGGACCAUUGAGCGAUAUGCCCGGGGAUCCCUUCGCACGAUCGGAAUGGUCCAUGGUGACUUUGCAUCUUGGCCGCCCAAGAAUGCUAAGAAGCUAGAAGACGACCAGUCUGCUGCCGACUUCGACAGUAUCUUCCACAACAUGACUUGGGUUGGAGUAGUUGGGAUUCAAGAUCCCCUUCGCCCCGAGGUCCCGUCUGCCAUUCGGAAGUGUCACUCCGCAGGAGUCCAGGUCAAGAUGGUGACUGGUGACAAUGUUGCAACUGCCACUGCAAUCGCGACAUCUUGCGGUAUCAAGACUGAAGACGGAUUGGUCAUGGAAGGUCCCAAGUUCCGACAACUGUCGGAUGAUGAAAUGGAUCAAGUCAUUCCCCGCCUGCAAGUCCUUGCGCGGUCUUCACCAGAGGAUAAGCGCAUUCUCGUGGAGCGACUCAAGGCCCUUGGUGAGACGGUUGCUGUCACUGGUGAUGGCACUAACGAUGGGCCUGCUCUGCAGACUGCCGACGUUGGCUUCUCCAUGGGUAUUGCUGGCACCGAGGUGGCCAAGGAAGCGAGCUCAAUUAUUCUUCUGGAUGACAACUUCAGCUCCAUAGUCACUGCGAUUUCUUGGGGGCGUGCGGUCAAUGAUGCCGUUGCCAAAUUCCUGCAGUUCCAGAUCACCGUCAAUAUCACAGCUGUGACCUUGACUUUUGUGUCAUCUGUAUCCAGCAGCUCGAAUAGCAGUGUUCUGAAUGCCGUGCAGCUGCUUUGGGUGAACCUGAUCAUGGACACUUUUGCUGCUCUUGCACUUGCUACCGACGCCCCGACCGAGAAGAUUCUAGAGAGGAAACCCGUGCCCAAGAGUGCCUCUCUAUUCACAUUGACUAUGUGGAAAAUGAUUCUCGGCCAAGCAGUCUAUCAACUGGCCGUGACCUUCAUGCUCUACUUCGCCGGCGAUAAACUUCUCAACGCACACCUCGACCAGAACGACGCAGCACUGCGAGCAAAGCAGCUCUCAACGGUCGUCUUCAAUACCUUCGUCUGGAUGCAGAUCUUCAACGAGUUCAACAACCGCCGUCUGGACAAUCGCUUCAACAUCUUCGAAGGUAUGUUCCGGAAUUACUGGUUCCUGGGCAUCAACCUUGUAAUGGUCGGCGGCCAAAUCAUGAUCGUAUACGUCGGCGGCCAGGCAUUUGGCGUGACUCGAAUCUCCGGUAUUCUUUGGGCUGUUUGUUUGAUCUGCACGCUGGGUUGUCUGCCAUGGGCUGUGGUUCUGCGCAUGGUCCCCGACCGCCACUUUGGCGUUGUGUUUAAUGCAGUUGUCGCUGGGAUGAAUGUCAUCCUGCGACCGCUGUCCAAGGGAUUCAAGGUCCUUGUUCGCGGUAUAAGGGCUUUCUUUCAGCCUGCGUCACGGUUCAUUCGCCGUUUGAUUUUCCGAAAGGACUCGAAGUCCACCGAUACCCCUCUUGAAUCGACUGGGACCCUCGAGACUCCCGCUUCGGACGAGGAAUCCCAUCGAUCCUCGACAAAAUUAGCUCGACUAGAGAGCCACGAACGUCCCCAGACGGCGCCUACCAUCGCGGUGCCUCCUAUCACUGUUACGACAUCUCCUUAG